Messenger RNA from Xiphophorus maculatus (southern platyfish), 6340 nucleotides. It is a transcript of the gene atp11c, whose product is annotated as ATPase phospholipid transporting 11C. Lineage: Eukaryota; Metazoa; Chordata; Actinopteri; Cyprinodontiformes; Poeciliidae. Gene Ontology annotation, cellular component: endoplasmic reticulum; recycling endosome; plasma membrane. Gene Ontology annotation, molecular function: ATPase-coupled intramembrane lipid carrier activity; ATP hydrolysis activity; ATP binding. Bases 525 to 3983 code for a protein of 1152 amino acids. Gene Ontology annotation, biological process: phospholipid translocation. The transcript has 30 exons. The record is from RefSeq and is a predicted model, not a curated record.
CAAACGAGGGAACGUCCGUGGGUUGCUGCUGAGUGAAAAUUGUUUGACAGGAGGAGAGGAGACCUGCGCUCGGGGACUGACACGAUAAGUUAGUUGUUGCAACACCGCAUCGGCGGGCAGCCUUUCGGUCAGCAGCGAGGCCAGCCCGGGAGCGACAAAUGAUUUGUCGGAGUCAAAGCAGCAACAGGGCACGGAGCGAAAUGUCAGCGACUGUUUCAGCCCCGAGCCGCGGAGAGCGCGACUAGUACACCGCAACGCGGAAAACAUUCAGCGCGCCGGAGAGAAUGCGAAUGGUGCGAAGAUACCGAAACCAAACAAAAUGGAAACCAUGUAGCAUCGCUCCAGCCUUCCAUAUAGCUAGAACUAACGGUAGAGUAGAGAGUAGAUAGCCAAGGAGCUAGCGCAGUAACUAACAUAUAUACAUGUAAAGUUAUUCCCCGGAGGAGCUACAGCGGAGCCCAGGCAGGAGGUGUCUGUUGAAUCAGAGGAGUUCAUCAGUGCGGACAGGAGGAAGAAACAAGAGGAUGCUUCGGAGGAGACUGAACCGCUUGUUUGGUGGUGAUGAGGGACGAGUUCACAGCAGAACGAUCUACGUUGGCCAUAAGUCCUGUCCCCCCAAUGAGGCUUAUAUCCCGCCCAAGUUUUGCGAUAACAGGAUUGUGUCCUCUAAGUAUACAGUUUGGAAUUUUCUACCAAAGAAUCUGUUUGAACAAUUUCGAAGAAUUGCCAAUUUUUACUUCCUUAUCAUCUUCCUGGUACAGGUGAUAGUGGACACCCCCACCAGCCCAGUCACCAGUGGCCUACCUUUAUUUUUUGUCAUCACAGUAACUGCUGUCAAACAGGGAUAUGAGGACUGGCUGCGGCACAAGGCUGACCGGGAGGUGAAUGAGUACCGGGUGUCUGUACUAGAGGAUGGCCGGAGGAUACGGAAAAUGAGUGCUAAAAUUAAGGUUGGAGAUAUUGUGGAAGUAGAAGAAGACGAGACCUUUCCCUGUGAUCUAAUACUGCUGCAGUCCAGCCGAGAUGAUGGCACAUGUUUUGUUACCACAGCAAGUCUGGAUGGAGAGUCCAACCAUAAAACACACUACACAGUGGCAGACCUAGAGAGUGAUCUGCAGUAUCUCAGUUCCACCAUUGAGUGUGAACAGCCUCAGCCUGACCUUUACAAAUUUGUCGGCCGUAUGCACAUUUACAGAAACAGUCAGGAGCCGGAUGUGAGAUCUUUAGGCCCAGAAAACCUACUGCUGAAAGGAGCAAAUUUGAAGAACACUCAGAAGAUAUGUGGCGUCGCAGUUUACACUGGAAUGGAGACAAAAAUGGCCCUCAACUACCAGGGAAAAUCACAAAAACGGUCUGCUGUGGAGAAGUCUAUCAACGCCUUCCUUCUGGUUUACCUUUUCAUCCUGGUGAGCAAAGCUCUUGUGUGCACCACACUUAAGUAUGUGUGGCAGGGCAAACACGAUGAGCCGUGGUACAACGAGAAAACGCAGAAGGAGAAGGACACUAAUCAGUACCUAAAAAUGUUCACAGACUUCCUGUCCUUCAUGGUGCUCUUCAACUUCAUAAUUCCGGUGUCCAUGUACGUCACAGUUGAGAUGCAAAAGUUCUUGGGGUCCUUUUUCAUUACAUGGGACAAAGAUUUCUUCGACCCUGAAAUUCAAGAGGGGGCGCUGGUCAACACAUCAGACCUUAAUGAGGAGUUGGGACAGGUGGAGUACAUCUUCACAGACAAGACUGGCACUCUCACUCAGAACAACAUGGAGUUCAUAGAGUGCUGCAUCGACGGCUUCCAGUACAAGCAUGGGGACGGGAGCUCAGAGUUGGAUGGGUUUUGCGUCACAGAUGGACCUGUAAACAAAAUCCAGCAGAAAGCUGGCAGGGAGAGGGAGGAGCUUUUCCUUCGUGCCCUCUGUCUGUGCCACACUGUCCAGAUAAAGGAGUCUACAAUGCACAGACAAGACCAGAUUGACCAGAUUGACCAGAUAGGCCAGAUUGACCAGGUCGAUGGCUUAGGGGUCGAUCACGAGUUUCUGCAUCCGCCACAGAAGGAAAUGGGCUUCAUAGCUUCUUCGCCCGAUGAGAUUGCUCUGGUUAAGGGAGCCAUGAGGUAUGGCUUCACGUUUCUGGGCCUUGAAAGUAAAAACAUGAAAAUUCUUAACAGGAAUAAAGAUGUUGAAACGUAUGAACUACUUCAUGUGUUAAACUUUGACCCUGUGAGAAGGCGGAUGAGUGUAAUGGUCAGAUCCAAAACAGGUGACAUAUUGCUUUUCUGUAAGGGGGCAGAUUCUUCUAUGUUCCCUCAAGUCAGACAGGAGGAGGUGGAGAGGAUACGCAUGCAUGUGGAACGCAACGCAACCGAGGGCUAUCGCACAUUGUGUGUAGCCUACAAACAUCUCAACGCACAGGAGUACGCCAGGGCAGAUGCAGACUUGAGAGAAGCUAGACUGGCUCUCCAGGACAGAGAGGAGAAGCUUAUGGCUGUUUACAACCGAGUGGAGACUGAUAUGAUUUUAAUAGGAGCUACUGCUGUGGAAGAUCAGCUUCAGGACGAGGCAGCACAGACCAUGGAAGCUCUGCAGGGAGCAGGCAUGAAGGUCUGGGUUCUGACGGGGGACAAGAUGGAGACGGCCAAGUCCACCUGCUAUGCUUGUGGAUUGUUUAAGAAGAAUACAGAACUGCUGGAGCUAACGCUGCGCACUCUUGAGGAUGGAGGAAGGAGUCGGGAGGAAAGGCUGCAUGAUCUGUUACUUGAGUACCAUAAGAAAGCUGUUCAAGAUGCCCCACCUGUGAAAUUAGGAAUUACUAGGAGUUGGUCUGUAGCCGGACAUGAUUACGGUUUCAUCAUCGAUGGAGCUUCUUUGUCGAUGGUUCUCAGCUCUUCCUCUGAACCAAACUCCAGAAGAUACAAGAACCUGUUUCUGCAGAUCUGUCAGAACUGCACGGCUGUUCUCUGCUGCCGCAUGGCCCCUCUGCAGAAGGCUCAGAUUGUUAAACUGGUGAAGAACUCCAAAGGCAACCCAAUUACUCUUUCCGUUGGUGAUGGAGCAAAUGAUGUUAGCAUGAUCUUGGAAGCUCAUGUUGGCAUUGGUAUUAAGGGUAAAGAGGGUCGGCAGGCAGUAAAGAACAGUGAUUACGCUAUCCCCAAACUCAAACACCUCAAGAAACUUUUGUUGGCUCAUGGACAUCUUUACUACGUUCGCAUUGCACACCUAGUGCAGUACUUCUUUUACAAGAAUCUUUGCUUCAUCUUACCUCAGUUUCUGUACCAGUUCUUCUGUGGAUAUUCCCAGCAACCCCUGUACGAUGCAGCCUAUCUGACGAUGUACAACAUCUGCUUCACCUCUAUGCCCAUCCUGGCUUACAGCCUUUUGGAGCAGCACAUUUGCAUUGAGGUUCUUUUGGAACACUCCACCCUCUACAGAAACAUUGCUAAGAAUGCAAUGUUGCGGUGGAAACUAUUCCUUUAUUGGACUGCGCUUGGAAUCUUCCAUGGAUUAGUCUUCUUCUUUGGUGUUCGGUUUUUGUUCAGUAACCCAGCUCUGCAGGACAACGGCCAGGUUUUUGGAAACUGGUCAUAUGGAACCAUUGUGUUCACUGUCCUCGUCUUCACUGUAACGCUAAAGCUGGCUCUGGACACACGGCAUUGGACAUGGAUCAACCACUUUGUAAUAUGGGGCUCCCUGGCUUUUUAUGUGUUUUUCAGCUUCUUCUGGGGAGGAAUCAUAUGCAGGCCUUUCCUGAAGCACCAGCGUUUGUACUUUGUGUUUGCCAACAUGCUGAGCUCUGUGUCAGCGUGGCUCGUCAUCAUCUUGCUCAUCCUCCUCAGUCUACUGCCAGAGAUCCUGCUUGUGGUGCUCCGCAAGCCCCGUGGACCCCACGCUCGACAGAAAAAGUCGAGUGCGGGGGACCCCCAGUCUCCCCAGUCUUCAGCCAGGCCCCUGCUCACGAGAACCUUUUCAGAUGAAUCCAAUACUGUCAUUUAAACAGAUCGCUGCUGUCACACCACUUUCCUACAAGCACCUGAAGGAGCGCGAGUAAAAGGCAGCCUGGACACGGCACUGAAAUCCUCCUCAUUUUGAUUUUCUUUCGUAGCGAAAGCAACUUCAAAGGGUGGAGAAAUAUUAAAAGAUGAAACAAGAGAUCAAGAUGAAGAAGAUGAAAAACAUCAUAGAAAUGUAAAGACUUGGGGGAGAAGUUGGAAUUGUUUUUGAAGUCUUUUGACUUCUGUUCCUUUUUUUUGUUUGUUUUUGCCCAGUCACGUUGCCCAGCGCAUGCCUGCAGAGCAGUGCUCUUCUAUAUUUUAUAAAAAUAACUCCGGUGAUGGGCAUGAGUCUUCUUGCUUUUACUUUUUUGAUAUUUGCUUACAAAUAAGCGCUGCCUUGCCAGUAGCUAAGUACAACUACUUUGAUCCAUUAAGCAGUUGUAAUAUCCACUCCAAGAAUGGUACAUCUGCAUGAAGGCUAAAGAAAAAACACUUCUCUGAUAUUUAGUCACUGUGUUUUGCAAAUCUUAUUUAAACUUAAUCGCUGCACUUGUAUUUUUGCAAUAUUUCUUUCCUUUUCUUUAGUUAUUUUCAUAUUUAAUUAAAUAUUCACACCUUCCAAUCCAAAUCAUUCCAGGUAAAACAUUACUAAAUGUGAUAUCAGUGCAGCUGAAAGCAGCACACAGACUGUUAGUGUAGUUUUAGCUUAUUUCUUUGUUUUUGUGGAUAAAGAGGAGUUUCAAAUGAUAAUUUAUAAGAAAGGUCAAAUAUUAUUACUCAGCCCAAAAAAGUGUGUUUGUGUGAGAUUGAGCAAUAGAUUUAAGACUCAAAGCACGCUCCAGCAAUGAAACGUUACUUGGCGCGUGAGCUGAAAUCUUCUAGCCUCAAAGAUAAUUUAAUAGGUUCUAGUAGGAGACAGGAAAAUUAAUACAUGUGCUGUAAGGUACAUAGCUUAGACAUGUAUGUUAACAUCUGCUCAAAGCCAAAAUGAUGAACGUAGUGCAAUCAGGUUGGGCCUUUAUGGUGACAGGCCUCUGUGCAUAUCGUGUGUUUGUGUUGUACAGAAGGUCAUACAUGUGUUGGAUGAGAAUAGCCACAAAUGCCUGUGUGUAAAGAAGCACAGGUGUACUUGAACUUCGUUGAUUCGGGUCAGUUUGACAUUUUCUGCACUAUUAGGGAAACUGGUUUCUUUGUUAUGAAUCUGGUCAUGUUAGUUAUAAUCGAAUCACAUGCAUACGGUAUCUGUUAGAUAAGGAAAUGUCACAUAGCCAAUAAUCAUCCCACACUGUACACAAAAAUAAGAUAUUUAUAAUCAUUAUUGUUUAUAUUUUGUCUCCUUGGAUGAGUUUCGGUUUGAAAGUGUUUGAGUAGAAUCAGCACAGCUUAAAGUCACUGUGAGGUGCUGAUAGCGUGAACUGUUCACAUUUCCUCCUUUAACUUUUAAUCUGUGGUUCUUUAUACAUUCCAUCCAAACACAACAUGAUUUCAGACACUUUGAUACUCUUUUUGUAAUAUCUUUUACUUUCUCUCGUUAUCAUAUUAAAUCUACUUGCCAUAUUUAUUAUUAAGUGUAAUCUUUCUCACUGAGGUUAUAUUUUUAUUACAUGUAUCUUUUUAUUAUUCAGAGAAUGUUAAGCUUUGUACCAGUGGAGCUCAUGUGUUGUUGUCCGGCUCUAACUCGAGACAAUAUCAGUCCCAUUCAGUAGUCUGUGUUGUGUCUGUAAAGACCAGGCAGCCCCUUCCCAAUACACUCCCCAGCUCCCCAAUUCAAUAUCCAAUUCUGUUCAUCUUCCUAUGUAAAGUACAGUCCUGGCUAUAGGUUUACAUACGCUCACUGUGGGCUUAAUGUGAUGUUAGUUUGAAGCUUUAUAGACAGUGGUGGGACUUGUAUAGGAUAUUUUUAAUUACAUUGGAUAUAUAUAUGGAUAUUUUGUGGCACUACUGUAAUAGCGAUAAGCAUUAUGAUUAAAAUAAAAAACCAUUUAUUAUGUUUUUCUUUUUGGUUAACUCUCAUCAUAUGUCCUUCUUUAAGAUUAAUUCUUGGAUUUUCAAUGGGACUGAAGUGAGGCUCAUUCAGGAUGUUUGUAGUUAAACUUCCAGAACUAGUUUUGGCAUGUUUGGGGUCAAUUCAAGAUAAAUGAUCAUGCGUAUUUAUGUUACCCAUCACAAAACAUUGACAGGACGAAUCUGUUAUUUUUUAUGUUUGUUUAUAUGCAUAUUGUUGCAUAUAUAUAUGUACAAAAUAUUAGUUUCCUUUACCUUGUUGAAUGCAAAAAUAAAUCAAUAAUUGAAAUAAGAGAAGGGACAGUGCAAGACAACGAAGAAUAGCAGCAGAGACUAUGCUAAAAAAAAAAAAAG